UUCGGCGGUUGCACCUGAAAGCGUUUUCAUUCGGAAACCUCAAUCAGUACGGAUAAACAAUACAACGAGCGGGUUAAAAAUAUUAACGAUAGGCAUUAUAAUGCCAGCAAGGUGGCCGAUAUCAGGAAAGUCACAAUCUUGACAGAUAUGAAAUCGAGGCAAUAAUAAAUACUUUAAGGCGAAAAAUAAAUUUGUUUGUAUAUUUUCACACUUCAAGUCGUAAGUGUUUGCAGAUAUCGCACGCGCAUCGAAAAUACACACUUGUAAUAUUCAAAAAAGUUAAGAAGCAAAACGAUUUUUCGAAAAUAAAAAAGUUACUAAUUCGAACAUAAUUUCCCGCCAACGAAAAUGGAUAUAUUUCUGGCUUAUAUCUUCACAUUUUUUCUCAUUUUCAUCGUAAUGCCAAUUACAUACUUCAUACUACGGUUCGUGCUGUGGUUUGUGUUGGAUUAUUGCGGCUGCAACAAGUCGUAUAGUGAAAAUCGACAUGAUCGACAAGGUCGGCGGUUAACAAUCGGGCAUAUAUAUGAUCGCCAAGGCAACAUUUUCACAAUCGCAAAUGAGAGCGCCAACAACCCGUUACCGCAUCGUUUUUCAGAUUUCUUCUAUGUUGAACCGAGCGCCGAAGAUGCAGCCCGCAUUCGCGCACAACUGGAGAAGGAUGAAAAGGAUUUACCCACCUACGAAGAGGUGAUGGCUAUGAGUGCCGCUCAGACGGCGGCCGGCACUUUAUCGCCACCGCCUACAACCUCGACAACCUCCGUUGCCACAACGGAUACGACAGUGCCGCCAUACUCAGAAGUCGAUCGGAACGGGACUCGGGCAGCUCCACUAAACUUGGAAAUGGGUGCAACUGCGAGACCAACAGGAAACGUAACAGCACCGGCUGCGGAAGCAGGAGCAGCGUCAACAUCCCGUGCUGCCGCCGCCGCCGCCACAAGUACAGCGACUACAGCAACUGUCGUCACCAUUGCCAAUUCGGUGUCAAAUACGAGCGUGUGAUCCACCCACUUGCAUUCAACAGUCAGUAGUAUCUGUCUGCAUAAGGAUGGCGUGGUGUACGAGCAAUAUAGUGCCUUCUGAACUUACAAAUCCAACCUGCUAAGCAUUACAUAAACAUAUAUAAAUAUUUGUAGGCUUGGCUGGAUAGUCAAUAUUGCCAUGUGCUAGUGAUUUCAUUAAGAGUACGCAUUUAAAUGUCCUUUCAUAUGUAUAUAGACACAUUCCGAUAUUUUAGAGACUGUUAUGUUUUUACCAGUGCAUCCACAGGAAUGUCCUGUACCUAUUUAUAUAGUUUCUAUUUUGUGUAAAUUUACCCUUUAUUUUAUAAGAAAACUUAUUAAAAAAGUGUGAGUAAUUAAAAUAGCUUUACAACAGGCGCCGUAAUUUAUAGAGAGCCGGUUAUUUAUAGAGAGUACAAAUACGGGUACUCUUCCACAUUUAAAUCGAGCACAGGUGAUCUUUUAUUGUAAAUGAACGAGUAUUCAUAAUGAUAGAUAAUAUAAAAUUGUAGCAUAAGUUGUUGUAAAUCGAAAGCUUUAAAAAUAUAUACCUUUAUAAAAAAACUGAAA
Molecule: messenger RNA, 1571 nt
Organism: Bactrocera neohumeralis
Lineage: Eukaryota; Metazoa; Arthropoda; Insecta; Diptera; Tephritidae
Product: clathrin coat assembly protein AP180
Exons: 3
Coding region: 349-1002 (217 amino acids)
Source: RefSeq, a predicted model, not a curated record